AUGGCUCUUUCUACUUGCAAACCAUCAAAACCUCUCUCCAAGCGCAAGCUGGCUCUGUGGAGUCCACCGAAGGCCUCAAAACUGGCUGCACCUGUGCCACGCCAGCGGCCAGCUAGCCAGCGUGCACCUCUGACCUUGGUGAGGCCUGUGCUGCUGGAUGACACUUGUCUGCACCCUCAGCUCCAGCCUCCACACCACACUGCCCUGGGUAUCGGGCUGAUGAGGAGCCUUCACUCUUUGCCUUACCUCCUCCUCCUGCCACUGAGUGCCUGCUUUCCCCUGCUGGACACAAGGGGACCCACAGACGUCGGUGACAUCGGAGCCAGGAUGAGCUGGGCCCACCUGGCUGAGGGACGCAGACCCCACUCAGUGCGAAGUCCUUCCCCGUGGCUGAGAGUACCACAGCCACAGGCCCUGUUUGUGGUGGCCAAGGAACUGCAGGCCUUACGCAGGGAGCACACCGGCUUCCGCCUAGGGAGGCAGGAUGGAAGCAGCGAGGCUGCUGCGGGGUUCCUGCCCACUGACUCAGAGAAGGCCAGCGGCCCCCUGGGGACCCUGGCGGAGGAGCUCAGCAGCUAUAGCAGGAGGAAGGGAGGCUUCAGCUUUCGCUUUGGCCGCUGA
Peromyscus californicus insignis is the source of this 621-nucleotide messenger RNA. RefSeq names its product pyroglutamylated RFamide peptide (gene Qrfp). The transcript has 3 exons. The coding region runs from base 1 to 621 and encodes 206 amino acids. The record is from RefSeq and is a predicted model, not a curated record. Lineage: Eukaryota; Metazoa; Chordata; Mammalia; Rodentia; Cricetidae. Gene Ontology annotation, molecular function: orexigenic neuropeptide QRFP receptor binding.